Medicago truncatula (barrel medic) is the source of this 957-nucleotide messenger RNA. RefSeq lists its product as uncharacterized. The transcript is spliced from 2 exons. The coding region runs from base 409 to 714 and encodes 101 amino acids. Lineage: Eukaryota; Viridiplantae; Streptophyta; Magnoliopsida; Fabales; Fabaceae. The record is from RefSeq and is a predicted model, not a curated record.
GAAACUCCAAUUACUUUUCUGAAGGGUUUCCAUGCAAUCUUUCCCAAUGUGGUAACACUUCAAGUGCGUGCUAGUUCUUUUGAAACAUUGUUCCUCACUGGAGGAAUUGAUAAUCUAAAUUCACAAUCACUCAAGCAAAUAAAAAAUUUGUUUCUUUUCGAAUUAGAACAACUCAGGUUUAUUUGGCAGGAAGACUUUUCAGUGGGUUACUUUUUAGUGCAAGAUCUUAAAAAUUUGAGCUUACGCAGCUGUCCCAGUUUGAUAUGUUUGGCACCAUCAUCGUUGCCUUUAAAUAACUUAACUGAUUUGGAGGUGGACAAUUGCAUAGGACUGGUUUAUUUGAUAACAACCGAAACAGCUAAAAGUCUUGUACAACUCACAAAAUUAGUAAUAGGAAACUGUGAAAAGAUGUUAGAUGUUGUGAAGGUUGAUCAAGAGAAAGCAGAAGAAGAAAUCAUAUUUGAAAACUUGGAAAUCUUGGAAUUCUCUUCUUUGUUAAGUUUGCGAAGUUUCUGCAAUGGGAAACAAGCAUUCAUAUUCCCAUCUUUACUAGAUGUUGUUGUUAAAGGAUGUCCUCAAAUGAAGAUUUUCUCAUCAGGAUUCACAGUAGCACCAUUCCUGAUAGCAGUUGAAGUGGAAAACGAAAAGAAACGGUGGAAAGAUGAUCUUAAUACCACUAUUGAACAAUUGUUCAAAGAGCAGCAGGAAGUCUAGCGUUGUUAUUGAGAAAUAAGACCGUCAUAUUAUCUCAAGUUUCCAUGGUGAAGACUUGUAACACAUGCAACAUGAUACUCAUUGUUCAAGUCACAACUGAUGCAAUAAAAUCUGGAUCUCCUAGGGCCACAAAAAAUUGUUAAGAACAUAGUUUUUGUUGUUUUAGCACUUGCUAUCUCUUUAAGGUCAUUGUGCUAAAAAAGUUGUACCAAUCAACAUUUGUUGAAUUAAUAUUGAAUUUCU